AUGAAAUCAAAUUUAUUUAUCUUCACUUUAAGUACAUUUUUAACAACUCAAGUUGUUGCUUCAGGUUCAAUUGUUUCAAAAUUAAACACCGUUAUUAACAACAACAAUAAUGAUGGUUCAAGCUCAGGUUCAUUAAUUGUUGAAUCUGAUCCUGGUUAUGGUGCUCAAUUGAAUGCUAGUAUUUAUUCAUAUGAUAAUUAUGUUAAAAUUUAUAAUGCUUACCAAUCAUAUGAAGAAGCAGUACAAGAUGAAAAAUUUGGUGACGCUGUUAUUUAUGCAGAAAGUAUUUUAUUCAAUGGUGUAACCACACAAGAUCUUUUAGAAGGUGAUAUUGCAGCUGCUAUCAUUACUAGAGCUAAAUCAGAUUCAACUUUAUUUGAUUUAUGGGCAAACACAACUACUUCAAUUGAAUAUGCUGAGUAUUUCAAAAAUUUAAAAACAUUGGCUUCAAGGGAUGGAUUUGAAACAAUUCAAAAAAGAGAUAAUUUACAAUGUUCUGGAUCACAUGUCCCAAACAGUGGGGAUUGUAACAAUUUGAAAUCUUCACUCAAUUCAGAAUCUGGUUCAUUUGUUCCAAAGUCACCAAGAAAUAGAUGUUUCAACAAUUGUUGUGUUAGUUGGUCAUCUGAUAAUACAAUGCGUUUUGGUGAUUUAGCAGCUGCUGAAGAUAGAUGCGUUUCAAUUUGUGUCAACAAUGGACAAAGUUGUAUAAUUAGAGAUUGGUCAACAAAUGGUAAAUUUUUAAAUUUUUGCACUAGUAACCGAGCUGAUGGUUGUAAUUGA
Messenger RNA from Lodderomyces jiufengensis, 783 nucleotides. RefSeq lists its product as uncharacterized. The record is from RefSeq and is a predicted model, not a curated record. Bases 1 to 783 code for a protein of 260 amino acids. Lineage: Eukaryota; Fungi; Ascomycota; Pichiomycetes; Serinales; Debaryomycetaceae. The transcript has a single exon.